AUGUCGCAACGUGGCGCCAGGAUGACCGAUUUCGAGGAAAGGGACUUCUACCCUGCUCCUCGUCGGUCCAGCGCGCGCUUCGAAGAAUCUGACCGCCGUGCCUCGAGGGUCAUGACACGAAGCCCUCCCCGACGACAGGAGGAACUUGACGUGCGUUUCCGCGAGAGAGAGUCGGACCGCGGCAUCUCGUUCCUGCGAGAUGACGCUCGAAGGUCCGAGCCUGGACAAAUGGUCCUUCGUAAGCGGGACGUGGAAACCUGGGACGUCCACCGGAGCCCUAGUCCACCCCCCAGAGUGCGCGAGCAGCGCAUCGUCCACAGACCGAGAAGCGAGUCGCCGCGCUAUCGUGAAGUCGAGCGCGAGCGCUCAAGGACGAGGGUGACCAGGAGGAGGAGCCCUAGUCCGGCCGUGCGUUUUGUAGAGCGGCGGAGGAGCCCGAGCCCCGCUCUGAGAGAGCAUAUUCGCACGCGCAUAGUAGAGAGAGAGAAGGAGAGGGAGCCGAGUCCCAGUCCCAGUCCCAGUCCGCCGCCGGUGAUUCGGGGACCGACCAUUGAGAGGGAGGUUAUUACGCAUUACACUGACGUCGAUCAUGGCGUCGUUCGGGCAAGGCCUCCCUCACCACGACCGCCCACGCACCGCGAACGCGAAACCGACAUCGACAUCUCCCUGUCCAAGGGCAAAACCGGGGUCGACGUCGACAUCCGCCGCUCCACCAGCCGUCAUCGGAGCCGCAGCCGCGAACGCCGCUCCCACUACCACGACGACGAGCUCGUUGUCCGCGACGGCCUGGACCGUCUCCGCCUCGACGACGGGCGCCGCUCCCACCGCCGCUCCCGCUCCGCCGCGCCCGUGACGUCCCCCGUCGACGAGGAGGCCGAGUUCAUCACGGGCAAGAUUGAUUCGCGGGGCCGCAUGGGCGAAGCAUGGCACGGACACACCAAGGACUGGACCAUUGUCGACGUCCCCCCCGGCACAGAGAGGGUUCGCAUGGACGGCGUGGGCGGGGCCAGCACCGAGACAAACUGGUCCAAGUACAGCGGUGUGCGAAGGACGACAUUUAUCCCCGAGCGAGACGGACAGCUGGUCAGCGUGCCACGAGAGCCGUCUCCCCGCCCGGCGGCCGGCAGGGAGCACACCAGCGUCACCGUGUACGACCGCAACCGCGAGAUCGACGUCGACGUCGACAUUGACCGGCGAUCCGGCAAGCCGAAGCUCGCGCCGCCUCCCACGCGCGACAUGUGGACGGAGAUCACCAAAGACCUGGUCUGCAGGGAGGCGAUUGAGCAGAUGGGAUACGCGUACGAGGAGACCAAGUGGUUCUUUUACAUUAUGGAGUAUCUGUCAUAUGACGAGGUCCUCCAGCUCACAGAGCUGACGGAACGGAUCCGACGCCACCGCCGUUACUACAAGGAGGUUGGGUGGGAGCGUGACCACCGAGACGACUGGCAUCGGUACCGGCGCCACCGUCGUCCUCACUACGAGUGGGAUGACGAGCGCGUCAGGGAGCGCGAGGUGAUUUAUGACAGCCGUGGGCCGGCGAGGGGAUACUUUCGCUAG
Metarhizium album ARSEF 1941 is the source of this 1557-nucleotide messenger RNA. RefSeq lists its product as uncharacterized. NCBI's taxonomy places the organism in Eukaryota, Fungi, Ascomycota, Sordariomycetes, Hypocreales, Clavicipitaceae. The record is from RefSeq and is a predicted model, not a curated record. Bases 1 to 1557 code for a protein of 518 amino acids. The transcript is spliced from 3 exons.